This is a messenger RNA of Megalobrama amblycephala (Wuchang bream), 15564 nucleotides long. Its product is annotated as ryanodine receptor 3. Gene Ontology annotation, molecular function: ryanodine-sensitive calcium-release channel activity; calcium ion binding; protein binding. Gene Ontology annotation, cellular component: Z disc; sarcoplasmic reticulum membrane; calcium channel complex. The coding region runs from base 236 to 15007 and encodes 4923 amino acids. The record is from RefSeq and is a predicted model, not a curated record. The transcript is spliced from 107 exons. NCBI's taxonomy places the organism in Eukaryota, Metazoa, Chordata, Actinopteri, Cypriniformes, Xenocyprididae. Gene Ontology annotation, biological process: calcium ion transmembrane transport; intracellular calcium ion homeostasis.
UAUUGCAGAACAAAUAAGUACAUGCAUGAACGUUCGUAUCUAUAAUAAGAUACAUUAAUAAUAUAAAGUAGAAUAAACACAUGGUUUUACGCACAUAAAUAGAAGGAAAGGACAGUAUUAAAACCAAAACAUUUCUUUAAAUAAACUCUCAUAAAGCACCAGGAAUAUUGUACGUCUAUUCACCUGUGUAUUAAUAUUAAUAUGCGCCAGGAGUGACGUCAGAGAUGAAACCCCAAUGCGGUUCAACUGGAAGCGCGCGCGCGCGCCCUCACUCACACACACACACACACACACACUCGGAGCGCGCGCUAGAGUGGCGGUGUGCGGCGCGUCUCAUGGCUGCUGUGGACUGACGGAGCUCAUCAUGGCUGAAGGCGGAGACGCGGAGGAUGAGAUUCAGUUCCUGCGCACGGAUGAUGAGGUGGUUCUGCAGUGUGUGGCCUGCAUUCAGAAGGAAAACCGCAAGUUCUGUCUGAGCGCCGAGGGUUUGGGGAACCGCCUGUGUUACCUGGAGCCCACGUCAGAGGCCAAGUAUGUUCCUCCAGAUCUGUGCAUCUGCAGCUUCGUGCUGGAGCAGUCGCUCUCUGUGCGCGCCCUGCAGGAAAUGCUCGCCAAAACUGGACAAAACAAUGACCAGUUCAUCAGGAAGGCGGCUCAGGGCGGAGGACACCGGACCUUGCUGUACGGUCACGCUAUUCUCCUCAGACACUCCUUCAGCGGGAUGUAUCUGACCUGUCUGAAGACGUCUCGGUCUAUGACGGAUAAACUCUCGUUUGACGUGGGACUUCAGGAAGACUCAACAGGUGAGGCCUGUUGGUGGACGAUCCAUCCCGCGUCCAAACAGAGAUCCGAGGGGGAGAAAGUGCGAAUCGGAGAUGAUCUCAUUCUCGUCAGCGUUUCGUCGGAGCGAUAUUUACAUCUGUCCAUAUCCAAUGGCAACAUCCAGGUGGACGCGUCCUUCAUGCAGACGCUGUGGAACGUCCAUCCCACCUGCUCCGGGAGCAACGUGGAGGAAGGAUACCUUCUUGGUGGUCAUGUGAUGCGUCUUUUUCACGGACACGAUGAGGUUCUGACGAUCCCAGGCUCGGAUCAGAGUGAGGAAGAGCAGAGAGUGGUGAACUAUGAGACGGGUAAAGCCGGAGCAAAAGCCCGAUCUCUCUGGAGGCUGGAGCCGUUACGGAUCAGCUGGUGCGGCAGCCACAUCCGCUGGGGUCAGCCGUUCCGCCUGCGUCACCUGACCACCGGUCACUAUCUGGCGCUGACGGAGGACCGAGGCGUCGUGCUGCAGGACAGAGAGAGAUCGGACACCACGGCCACCGCCUUCUGCUUCAGAUCCUCUAAGGAUAAGCUGGAGUGCAGUCCGAAGCGGGACAUCGAGGGCAUGGGCGUGGCGGAGAUCAAGUACGGAGACUCCCUGUGUUUCGUGAUGCACGUGGCGACGGGACUGUGGCUGUCCUAUCAGGCGCCUGACGUCAAAUCAGCUCGACUGGGGCCGCUCAAGAGACGGGCGUGUCUUCAUUCAGAAGGACACAUGGAUGACGGUCUGACGCUGCAGCGCUGUCAACACGAGGAGUCGCGCGCCGCUCGAAUCAUCCGCAACACCACGCGUCUCUUCAGCUGCUUCAUCAGAGAGCUGGACGGUCUGAGCAUCAAGAACCGCGUGUCAGUGGCUCUGCCCAUCGAGGAGGUUCUCCAGACGCUCAACGAUCUCAUCACCUACUUCAGACUGCCCGACGCCGAGCUGGAGCACGAGAAGAAACAGAUCAAACUGCGUUCCCUGAAGAACCGACAGAACCUCUUCAAACAGGAGGGGAUGCUGUCUCUGGUGUCCAACUGCAUCGACCGCUUGAGCGUUUAUAACAGCGCGGCUCAUUUCGGCGAGUGUGCGGGAGAAGAGGCCGGAGCCGCCUGGAAAGACAUCCUCAACCUGCUCUACGAGCUGCUGGCCGCUCUCAUCCGAGGGAACCGGAAUAACUGUACGCAGUUCUCACAUAACCUGGACUGGCUGGUCAGUAAGCUGGAGCGCUUGGAGUCGUCUUCAGGGAUCUUGGAGGUUCUUCACUGUAUCCUGAUUGAAAGUCCAGAAGCUCUGAACAUCAUCCAGAGAGGACACAUAAAGACCAUCAUCUCUCUGCUGUACAAACACGGACGCAACCACAAGAUCCUGGACGUCCUCUGCUCUCUGUGUGUGUGUAACGGAGUCGCUGUCAGAGCCAAUCAGAACCUGAUCUGUGAUCACCUGCUGCCCAGACGAGACCUGCUCCUGCAGACGCGAUUGGUCAAUGACGUCCAAAGCAUGAGGCCCAAUAUCUUCGUGGGAGUCAGUGAAGGCUCCGCCCAGUACAGGAAGUGGUAUUUUGAGCUGAUGAUUGAUCAGGUGGAUCACUUCCUGACGGGCGAACCGUCGCACCUGCGGGUGGGCUGGGCGUCCACUAAAGGUUACGCUCCCUACCCGGGCGGCGGAGAGGGCUGGGGCGGGAACGGCGUCGGGGACGAUCUCUACUCCUACGGCUUCGACGGACUCCAUCUGUGGUCGGGUACGGAAGCCCUGCAGCACCGACGCAUCCCGAGGACCGUGGCGUCUGUGAACCAGCACAUGUUGACGUCGGAUGACGUGGUCAGCUGUUGUAUGGAUCUGAACGCUCCCAGCAUCUCCUUCAGGAUCAACGGGCAGCCGGUGCAGGGCAUGUUCGAGAACUUCAACAUCGACGGGCUGUUCUUCCCCGUGGUCAGCUUCUCCGCCGGCGUCAAGGUGCGCUUCCUGUUAGGCGGUCGUCAUGGAGACUUCAAGUUCCUGCCUCCGUCGGGUUACGCGCCGUGUUACGAGGCUCUGCUGCCGAAAGAGAAGAUGAGGGUCGAGCCGGUGAAAGAGUACAAGAGAGACGCUGACGGAGUGAGAGAUCUACUGGGAAACACACACCUGAUGUCACAGACUUCCUUCAUUCCCAAACCUGUGGACACAACUCAGGUGGUGAUGCCUCCUCAUCUGGAGAAGGUUCGGGAUCGUCUGGCGGAGAACAUCCAUGAGCUCUGGGGAAUGAACAAGAUCGAGCUGGGCUGGUCCUACGGGAAGAGGAUCAGAGACGAUAACAAGCGUCAGCAUCCGUGUCUCGUGGAUUUCUCCAAACUGCCAGAAACCGAGAGGAACUACAACUUACAGAUGUCCACAGAAACACUGAAGACUCUUCUGGCUCUGGGUUGUCAUGUGGUCCAGGUGAAAGUCAACGCCGAAGAGGAGCUGAAAAAACUCAAACUCCCAAAGAACUACAUGAUGUCUAACGGCUAUAAGCCCACACCGCUGGACCUGACUGACGUCAAACUGAGCGCCGGUCAGGAGCUGCUGGUGGAUAAACUGGCGGAAAACGCUCACAACGUCUGGGCCAAAGACCGCAUCAAACAGGGCUGGACCUACGGCAUACAGCAGGAUGUGAAGAGCAAGCGUAACCCUCGUCUGGUGCCGUAUGCUUUGCUCGAUGAGCGCACUAAGAAGUCUAACCGCGACAGCCUGCGGGAAGCCAUACGCACGCUGAUCGGAUACGGCUACAACGUCGAGCCGCCCGACCAAGACGGGGGUCAUGUGGUGGAGAGGUUGAGUAUCGAUAAGAUCCGCUUCUUCCGUGUGGAGCGCACGUACGCGGUGAAGACGGGGAAGUGGUAUUUCGAGUUUGAGGCGGUGACGGGCGGAGACAUGCGGGUGGGCUGGGCUCGACCCGGCUGCAAACCCGACGUGGAGCUGGGAACGGAUGACCAGGCGUACGUCUUCGAUGGCCAUCGGGGUCACCGGCUCCACAUGGGCAGCCGUCUCUUCGGCCGCUGCUGGCACUCGGGGGACGUUGUGGGCUGUAUGAUCAACCUGGAGGACAAAUCCAUGAUCUUCACCCUGAACGGAGAAAUCCUGAUCACCAACAAGGGCUCUGAGCUGUGUUUCGCUGACUUUGACAUUGAUGACGGCUUCAUCCCCGUCUGUAGUUUGAGUCUUUCUCAGGUGGGCCGCAUGAAUCUUGGGAAGGACGCCAGCACGUUUAAGUACUACACCAUGUGUGGUCUGCAGGAGGGCUUCGAGCCGUACGCCGUCAACAUGAACCGCGAGGUCACCAUGUGGUUCAGCAAACGGCUGCCCACCUUCUUCAACGUGCCAAAGGACCAUCAUCACAUCGCGGUCACCAGAAUCGACGGCACCGUUGACAGCCCGCCCUGCCUGAAAGUCAGCCAUAAGACGUUUGGGACUCAGAACAGCAACGCUGACAUGGUGUUCUGCAGACUGAGCAUGCCUGUGGAGUUUCACUCCGUCUUCAAGAGCGGCGCGUACGUCCAUGUGAACGGCCUGUACGAGGAAGAACCGCUCAAGAUCAAACACAGGUAUCCGGUGAAGUCCAUGAAACACUCGGAUGAAGGCAGAAGAACGGACUAUAGCAGCAUAACCACAUACUAUCAUUCGGUCAGAAUAUUCGCGGGUCAGGACCCGUCCUGUGUGUGGGUUGGAUGGGUCACUCCUGACUACCAUUACUACAGCACCAACUUCAGCCUCAGCAAGAACCGCACGGUGACCGUGACCCUCGGAGACGAGCGGGGUCGUGUGCACGAGAGCGUGAAGAGGAGUAACUGUUACAUGGUUUGGGGUGGAGACGUCACCAGUGCCGCCCACUCGUCCAGCCGGAGUAACGUGGAUUUAGAGAUCGGAUGCCUCAUUGAUUUGGCGACGGGUCUGUUAGCUUUCACAGUCAACGGCAAAGAGAUUCCGACCUCGUACCAGGUGGAGCCCAGCACAAAACUCUUUCCUGCUGUGUUUGUGCGGCCAACAAGCUCAAAUCUGUUCCAGUUUGAACUGGCCAAAAUCAAGAACGCCAUGCCCAUCUCAUCAGCCAUCUUUAAGAGCGAACACAAGAACCCCGUCCCUCAGUGUCCGCCGCGGUUAGACGUCCAGACUAUUAACUCUGUGCUGUGGAGCCGAAUGCCCAACACCUUCCUGAAGGUGGAGACGGCCCGUGUCAGCGAGAGGCAGGGAUGGAUGGUCCAGUGUCUGGAACCCCUGCAGAUGCUGGCCGUACACAUCCCAGAGGAGAACCGGUGUGUGGAUAUCAUGGAGCUGUCGGAGCAGGAAGAGCUGCGUAUGUUCCACUAUCACACGCUCAAGCUGUACUGCGCUCUGUGCGCUCACGGGAACACGCGUGUGGCUCACGCGCUCUGCAGCCACCUCGACCAAUCGCAGCUGCUCUACACCAUCGACAACCAGUACCUGUCGGGCGUGCUGCGCGAGGGCUUCUACAGCGUCCUCAUCAGCGUGCACCUGGAGACGGCCAGAGCCGCCCGCCUCAUGAUGAGCAACGAGUUCAUCAUUCCCGUCACGGCCGAGACGCGCGGCAUCCGCCUCUUUCCCGACGCCUCCAAACGCCACCAGCCUCCGGGCGUCAGGCUCAGCGCGUCCCUCAAACCCAGGCUCAACUUCGCGCCGCCGUGCUUCAUCAGCACCAAGCGCGAGCAGCACCUGUACAGCCCGGAGAUCCCGCUGGACGUGCUGAAGGAAAAGGCCAUCAUCAUGCUGACGGAGGCGGUCCAGGGCGGAGGAGACCACAUCAGAGAUCCGGUGGGCGGGAGUGUGGAGUAUCAGUUCGUGCCUAUCCUGCGGCUCAUCGGCACGCUGCUGACCAUGGGCGUCCUGAGCAGCCAAGACGUGCACAAGAUCCUGCUGCUCAUCGAGCCCGACGUGUUUGGAGAACGCAAGGAGGACGGGCUGAAGGAAGGACUGACGGGAGCCGAGGAGAAGGCGGUGGAGGCCGGAGAGGAAGAGGCGCGAGACGGGAAAGCGCUCGUGAAGGGACUGCUGGAGAAGAAGCUGCCCGAGUCUGUCAAACGACAGAUGUGUGAACUCCUGCACUACUUCUGUGACUGUGAGCUGAGGCAUCGCAUCGAGGCCAUCGUCUCUUUCUCCGACAGCUUCGUCUCCAAGCUGCAGUUCAACCAGAAGUUCCGCUAUAAUGAGCUGAUGCUCGCGCUCAACAUGUCCGCCGCCGUCACCGCCAAAAAGACCAAAGAGUUUCGCUCUCCGCCGCAGGAACAGAUUAACAUGCUGUUGAACUUCAAUAUGGGUGAAGACUGUCCCUGCCCGGAGGACAUCCAGGAGGAGCUGUACGACUUCCACGGCGAGCUGCGGCUGCACUGCGGGAUUCCAGUGGAGGAGGAUGAGGAGGAUCAGGACACGUCGAUUAAAGGUCGCCUGCUCGCUCUGAUCUAUAAGAUCAAAGGUCAACCGCAGAAAUCUGAAGCUGAACCCACAGAGAAAGAACAAACUGCUCCCUCGAACCUGAAGGAGCUGAUCUCUCAGACGAUGGUGAGCUGGGCUCAGGAGACGCACAUCCAGGACCCGGAGCUGGUGCGCGUGAUGUUCAGCCUGCUGCGGCGGCAGUACGACAGCAUCGGCGAGCUGCUCCGCGCCAUGAGGAAGACCUACACCAUCAGCGCCGCCUCCGUCCACGACACCAUCCACCUGCUGGCGUCUCUGGGGCAGAUCCGGUCGCUGCUCAGCGUCCGCAUGGGCAAAGAGGAGGAGCAGCUGAUGAUUGACGGCCUGGGAGACAUCAUGAAUAAUAAGGUGUUCUACCAGCAUCCCAACCUGAUGAGGGUUCUGGGGAUGCACGAGACCGUCAUGGAGGUGAUGGUGAACGUCCUGGGAGGAGGAAAGUCUCAGGAGAUCGCGUUUCCCAAGAUGGUGGCGAGCUGCUGUCGCUUCCUGUGUUACUUCUGUCGCAUCAGCCGUCAGAACCAGAAGGCCAUGUUUGAUCACCUGAGCUACCUGCUGGAGAACAGCAGCGUGGGAUUGGCGUCUCCGUCCAUGAGAGGAUCCACUCCUCUAGAUGUGGCGGCUUCAUCAGUGAUGGACAACAACGGCCUGGCGCUCGCGCUGGAGGAGCCCGACCUGGACAAGGUCGUGACGUAUCUGGCCGGCUGCGGUCUGCAGAGCUGUCCGAUGCUCUUGGCCAAAGGAUAUCCAGACAUCGGCUGGAACCCUAUUGAGGGCGAGCGUUACCUGUCCUUCCUGCGAUUCGCAGUGUUUGUCAACGGUGAGAGUGUGGAGGAAAACUCCAGCGUUGUGGUGAAGCUCCUGAUUCGUCGGCCGGAGUGUUUCGGCCCCGCCCUGCGAGGAGAGGGAGGAAACGGGCUGCUGGCGGCCAUGAAGGAGGCCAUCAAGAUCUCGGAGAACCCGGCGCUGGAUCUGCCCAGCACAGGCCCGGCUCACGCUUCAGACGUCUCCACUGACGGCGAUGAGGAAGAGGAGGUUCUCCACAUGGGAAACGCUAUUCUGUCGUUCUACUCGGCUCUGAUCGAUCUGCUGGGCCGCUGCGCUCCAGAGAUGCACCUGAUCAAUAAGGGUAAAGGUGAAGCUCUGAGGAUCCGUGCCAUCCUGCGCUCUCUCGUUCCCACCGAGGACCUGGUCGGCAUCAUCAGCAUCCCUCUCAAAAUGCCCGUGGUCAAUAAAGACGGCAGCGUCACGGAGCCGGACGUGUCGGCCAGCUUCUGUCCGGACCACAAGGCCCCCAUGGUGCUGUUUCUGGAUCGCGUCUACGGCAUCGAGGACCAGAGCUUCCUCCUGCAUCUGUUAGAGGUGGGGUUCCUGCCGGACCUGAGAGCCGCCGCCUCGCUGGACACGGAGGCUUUGCGGACCACUGAAACGGCUCUGGCCAUGAACAGGUACAUCGGUUCGGCCAUGUUGCCUCUGCUCAGCCGCUGCGCUCCGCACUUCUCCGGCACGGAGCAUCACGCCGCGCUCAUCGACUCCACGCUCUACACCAUCUACCGCCUGUCCAAGGGCUGCUCACUCACCAAAGCCCAGCGGGACGCCAUUGAGGAGUGCUUACUGGCCGUCUGCAAGUACCUCAGACCCUCCAUGCUGCAGCAUCUUCUGCGCCGGCUGGUGUUUGACGUGCCGUUGCUGUCUGAAUACUGUAAGAUGCCUCUGAAGCUGCUGACGAAUCAUUACGAGCAGAACUGGAAGUAUUACUGCCUGCCGUCCGGAUGGGGCAGUUACGGUCUGGCGUCUGAAGAGGAGCUUCUGCUCACCAAGAAGAUCUUCUGGGGAAUCUUUGACUCUCUGUCUCAGAAGAAGUACGAACAGGAUUUGUUUAAGAUGGCCAUGCCGUGUCUGAGCGCCAUCGCCGGAGCUCUUCCACCUGACUACAUCGACUCGACGCUCAGCACCACAAUGGAGAAGCAGGUGUCUGUGGACACGCAGGGAAACUUCGACCCCAGACCCAUAAACACAGCCAACAUCUGCCUCCCGGAGAAGCUUGAGUUCAUCGCAAACAAAUACGCAGAACAUUCCCAUGAGAAAUGGGCUGCUGAGAAGGUGCUUCUGGGCUGGAAACACGGAGAAACUGUUGAUGAAAAAGCAAAAACUCACCCAAUGCUGAGAUCCUACAAAUCGCUCACAGAGAAGGAGAAGGAGGUUUACCGCUGGACGGUGCGCGAGUCCCUGAAGAGCAUGUUAGCGAUGGGCUGGAGCAUCGACCGGACCAAAGAAGGAGAAACCAUGUUUCAGCAGAGAGAGAUGCGGCGGAUCUCACAGGCCUCUCAGGGUAAUGGCUUCAAUCCAAAUCCACUGGACAUGAGCAGCGUCCAGCUGUCCAGAGAACUGCAGUCGAUGGUUGAGGUGGUGGCUGAAAACUAUCACAACAUCUGGGCCAAGAAGAAGAAGAGUGAUCUGGGAACCAGAGGUGCAGGAGGAACGCAUCCGCUGCUGGUGCCGUACGACACGCUCACGGCCAAAGAAAAAGCCAAGGACCGAGACAGAGCGCAAGAUCUCUUCCGCUUCCUCCAGAUCAACGGAUACUCCAUCAGCAGGGGUCUGAAGGACAUGGAGCAGGACUCCUCCUCCAUGGAGAAACGCUUCGCAUACAAGUUUCUGAAGAAGCUGCUGAAAUACGUGGACUCCGCGCAGGAGUUCAUCGCUCACCUCGAGGCGAUGGCGGCCAGUGGAAAGAACGACAGGUCACCACAUGAACAGGAGAUCAAGUUCUUUGCUAAGGUGCUCCUCCCCCUCAUAGACCAGUACUUUAAAAAUCACUCGCUCUACUUCCUGUCGUCACCCACUAAGAAUCUGAGCAGCAGCGGAUAUGCGUCGAACAAGGAGAAAGAGAUGGUCACCAGUCUGUUCUGUAAGCUGGCCGCUCUGGUUAGACACAGGAUCUCUCUGUUUGGAAGUGACUCCACCACUAUGGUCAGCUGUCUGCACAUCCUCGCACACACACUGGACACCAGGACCGUGAUGAAGUCCGGAUCCGAGCUGGUCAAAGCCGGUUUGAGGACGUUCUUUGAGAACGCAGCUGAGGAUCUGGAGAAGACCUUGGAGAACCUGAAGCUGGGCAAGUUCACUCACUCACGCAGCCAGAUGAAGGGCGUCUCGCAGAACAUCAACUACACGACCGUGGCUCUGCUGCCCAUCCUGACCGCGCUGUUCGAACACAUCACUGAACAUCAGUUCGGCUGCGACCUGCUGCUGGAUGAUGUGCAGGUGUCGUGUUAUCGGAUCCUGACCAGUUUAUAUGCUCUGGGGACUGGAAAAAACAUCUAUGUGGAGCGGCAGCUCCCGGCGCUGGGCGAAUGUUUGGCGACUCUAGCGGGUGCGAUGCCCGUUGCCUUCCUCGAGCCGCAGCUCAACAAACACAACCCCUGCUCUGUGUUCAACACAAAGACGUCUCGUGAACGAGCCAUUGUAGGGAUGCCGGAGAGCGUGGAGGACGUGUGUCCUGAGAUGCCUCGUCUGGACGCUCUGAUGAAAGACAUUAAUGACAUGUCUGAGUCUGGCGCUCGAUACACAGAGAUGCCGCACGUCAUCGAGGUGGUGCUGCCCAUGCUGUGCAACUACCUGUCCUACUGGUGGGAGCGAGGCCCGGAGAACCGGCCCAUGGGCGUCUGCAGCACCACCGUCACCUCCGAACACCUGAGCCUCGUCCUGGGAAACAUCCUGAAGAUCCUCAACAGCAACCUGGGCAUCGACGAGGCCUCUUGGAUGAAGCGCAUUGCCGUGUACGCUCAGCCCAUCAUCAGUAAGGCGCGGGCCGACCUGCUGAAGACUCACUUCCUGCCCACGCUGGAGAAGCUGAAGAAGAAGACGGUGAAGGUGGUGUCGGAGGAGGAGCUUCUGAAGGCCGACAGCAAGGCCGACACCCAGGAGGCGGAGCUUCUGAUUCUGGAUGAGUUUGCGGUGCUGUGCCGAGACCUGUACGCCUUCUACCCCAUGCUCAUCCGCUACGUGGACAACAACAGGUCUCGCUGGCUGAAGGAACCCGAUGCCGACUCUAACGAGCUCUUCAGGAUGGUGGCAGAAAUCUUCAUCCUGUGGUGUAAAUCUCAUAACUUCAAGAGGGAGGAGCAGAACUUUGUUGUUCAGAACGAGAUCAAUAAUCUCUCCUUCCUCACCGGUGACAGUAAAACCAAGCUGGCCAAGUCAUUCCUACCCAAGUCCGGAGGUCAGGAUCAGGAACGGAAGCACAAAAAGCGUCGAGGGGACUUCUACUCCGUCCAGACGUCUCUGAUCGUGGCGGCGCUGAAGAAGAUGCUGCCCAUCGGACUGAACAUGUGCACACCGGGCGACCAGGAGCUCAUCCUGCUGGCCAAGACACGAUACGGCCUGAAGGACACAGAUGAGGAGGUGAAGGAGCACAUCAGACAGAACCUGCACCUGCAGGAGAAGUCGGAGGAUCCGGCCGUCCAGUGGCAGCUCAACCUUUAUAAGGACGUGAUGGUGAAGACGGAGGAAACGCCAGACCCGGAGAGAAGCAUCGAGCGAAUCCAGAGCAUCUCGGCCGCUGUUUUCCACCUGGAGCAGGUUGAACAGCCGUUACGCUCUAAGAAGUGUGUGUGGCAGAAGUUGUUGUCUAAGCAGCGGAAGCGAGCCGUGGUGGCGUGUUUCAGAAUGGCACCGCUGUACAACCUGCCCAGGCAUCGCUCCAUUAACCUGUUCCUCACGGGAUACCAGCGGCUCUGGAUAGAGGCAGAGAUGUACUCGUUUGAGGAGAAGCUAGUGCAGGAUCUGGCCAAGACGCAGCCGAAGUCUGAUGAAGAGGAGGAGGAGAUCACAGACGCUCAGCCCGACCCUCUUCAUCAACUCAUCCUGCACUUCAGUCACAACGCUCUGACAGAACGCAGCUCUCUAGAGGAGGAUCAGCUGUACAUUGCAUACGCAGACAUGAUGGCGAAGAGCUGUGCUGAAAACGAGGAAGAGGAUGAAGAAGGAAAAGAGAAAACAUUUGAGGAGAAGGAGAUGGAGAAGCAGAAGACUCUGUACCAGCAGGCCAGACUCCACGACCGAGGAGCAGCAGAGAUGGUGUUACAGAUGAUCAGCGCUAGUAAAGGGCGUUUGGAUCCCAUGGUCACGUUCACGCUGAAGCUUGGCAUCUCCAUCCUCAACGGCGGGAACAUCGUGGUCCAGCAGAAAAUGUUGGACUAUCUGAAGGAGAAGAGAGACGUGGGAUUCUUCAAGAGUCUGUCGGGGCUGAUGCAGUCGUGCAGUGUUCUGGAUCUGAACGCGUUCGAGCGUCAGAAUAAAGCCGAAGGUUUGGGGAUGGUGACGGAGGAGGGCUCCAUCAACGUGAGGGAGCGCGGCUCUAAAGUUCUCCAGAACGACGAGUUCACCAAAGAUCUGUUCAGGUUCCUGCAGCUCCUGUGUGAAGGACACAACAACGACUUCCAGAACUUCCUGCGGACGCAGACGGGGAACACGACCACGGUGAACAUCAUCAUCAGCACGGUGGACUAUCUGCUGCGGCUGCAGGAGUCCAUCAGUGACUUUUACUGGUAUUACUCCGGUAAAGACAUCAUGGACGAGGCGGGUCAGCGGAACUUCUCCAAAGCGCUCGCCGUGGCCAAACAGAUCUUCAACUCGCUCACUGAAUACAUUCAGGGUCCGUGUAUCGGGAACCAGCAGGGAUUGGCUCACAGCAGACUGUGGGACGCCGUCGUGGGAUUCCUGCACGUGUUCGCCAACAUGCAGAUGAAGCUGUCGCAGGAUUCCAGUCAGAUUGAUCUGCUGAAGGAGCUGCUGGACCUGCAGAAGGACAUGAUCGUCAUGAUGCUGUCGCUGCUGGAAGGAAACGUUGUGAACGGGACCAUCGGCAAGCAGAUGGUGGACACUCUAGUGGAGUCCUCCAACAACGUGGAGAUGAUUCUCAAGUUCUUCGACAUGUUCCUCAAGCUGAAAGAUCUGACCACCUCAGAGAACUUCAAGGAGCAAGACCCCGACCGCAAAGGAUUCAUCUCCAAGAAGGAGUUUCAGAAGUCCAUGGAGAACCAGAAGCAGUACUCUCAGUCCGAGAUCGAGUUCCUGCUGUCCUGCGCCGAGGCCGACGAGAACGACAUGUUCAACUACGAAGAGUUCGUCAAGCGCUUCCACGAACCCGCCAAGGACAUCGGCUUCAACGUGGCGGUUCUUCUCACCAACCUGUCGGAGCACAUGCCUCACGAUUCCCGCCUCUCCGCCUUCCUGAACUUGGCCGAGAGCGUUCUCAACUACUUCGAGCCCUUCCUGGGCCGCAUCGAGAUCAUGGGCGGCGCCAAGAGAAUCGAGAGGGUUUACUUCGAGAUCAGCGAGUCCAGCCGAACGCAGUGGGAGAAACCACAGGUAAAAGAGUCCAAGCGCCAGUUCAUCUUCGACGUCGUCAACGAGGGUGGAGAAUCUGAGAAGAUGGAGCUGUUCGUCAACUUCUGCGAGGACACCAUCUUCGAGAUGCAGUUGGCGUCGCUGAUCUCCGAGCCGGAUGCCGCUGAGAGACAAGAGGAGGAAGAUGAUGACGAUGCUCAGAGCGUGGAGCUGGAGGAGGACGAGGAAGACGGCGCGCUGGAGUCUUCCUCAGCGUUCGCUCUGGCCUGCGUCUCCAUGAGGAAGAGCCUCUCCAACCUCCGUCAGCUGCUGACCUUCAGGAGCAUGAAGAGACAGUACCGUAAACUGAGGAAGAUGAGCUUCCGGGAGAUGAUUCGAGGAUUCUUCUUCUUCUUCUGGAUCAUCUUCACCGGGAUAUUCUGCUCUCUUUACAACCUGGUCUGGGGCUUUUUCCACAUCCUCUGGUCCACGUUGUUCGGCGGCGGCCUGGUGGAAGGAGCCAAGAACAUGAAAGUGACCGACAUUCUGGGAAACAUGCCCGAUCCCACGCAGUUCGGGAUCCACGGAGAUGUUCUUGAGAUGGAGAAGCUGGAGUACUGCGACAUGUCCUCGGUGGCCGAGCUCGGACGCAUGGCAGCGGGAGACCAGGCCGAGGUGGACCUCAUGACGGAGCUGAUGAACAUCCAGCCCAGGAGAGAAGGAGGGAAGCAUGGCAUGGAGCCGGGGCUGGGAGACGUGUCCGAGGUGGUCGGUGUGGACACUCCAUCUUUAGCCAGCGCCGUCCAUCAGAAGAAGGCUCAGGAAGCCGCUACUAAACAGACCGCCGAGUCUGAGAGCAAAUCCGAAUCGGAGAAGGCCGACGUCGAGGACGGAGAGAAGAAAGACCAGGAUAAGGGGAAGAAGGAGAAUAUGUCGGAAGAAGAGAAGAAGCCGCUGAAGAAGAGAUGCGGCCAGAGGAAGGAGCCGGCCGAAGCCUUCAUGGCGGCAUUCUUAGCGGGUCUCGACGUCUAUCAGACCAAAACCCUGAAUUAUCUGGCCAGAAACUUCUACAACCUGCGUUUCCUGGCUCUGUUUGUGGCGUUUGCCAUCAACUUCAUCCUGCUCUUCUACAAGGUGACCGGUGAGGAUUCGGAUGAUGUGGACCCGUGGACGCGGCGUGAGGAAGACGAGGAUGAAGGUGUGGUGGAGUAUUUUGUUCUUCAAGAGAGCAGCGGUUACAUGGCACCGACCCUCCGCUUCCUCGCCGUCAUGCACACCCUCAUCUCCUUCCUCUGUGUGCUGGGAUAUUACUAUCUGAAGGUGCCGCUGGUGGUGUUUAAGCGUGAGAAGGAGAUUGCGCGCAAGCUGGAGUUUGACGGGCUCUACAUCACUGAACAACCGUCUGAUGACGAUAUUAAGGGCCAAUGGGACCGACUCGUCAUCAACACCCCGUCUUUCCCCAACAACUACUGGGACAAAUUUGUCAAACGGAAGGUUAUAAACAAGUACGGAGAUCUUUACGGAGCCGAGCGCAUCGCUGAGCUGCUGGGAUUGGAUAAAAGCGCUUUGGACUUCAACCCGACAGAAGAGACAGUCAUGAAAGACGCCUCGCUGCUGUCCUGGUUGAGCUCCAUCGACACCAAGUAUCACGUGUGGAAGCUGGGCGUGGUCUUCACAGAUAACUCGUUCCUGUAUCUGGUCUGGUACACCACCAUGUCCAUCCUGGGACACUAUAAUAAUUUCUUCUUUGCCGCCCACCUGCUGGAUAUUGCCAUGGGAUUCAAGACCCUGCGGACCAUCCUGUCCUCCGUCACGCACAAUGGCAAACAGCUGGUGCUGACGGUCGGGCUGCUCGCUGUGGUCGUGUAUCUCUACACCGUCGUGGCGUUCAACUUUUUCCGCAAGUUCUACAACAAGAGCGGCGAUGAGGAUGAGCCUGAUAUGAAAUGUGAUGAUAUGAUGACGUGUUAUCUGUUCCACAUGUAUGUGGGCGUUCGCGCCGGCGGCGGUAUCGGUGACGAGAUCGAGGACCCCGCGGGCGACCCGUAUGAGCUCUACCGGAUCCUCUUCGACAUCACCUUCUUCUUCUUCGUCAUUGUGAUCCUGCUGGCCAUCAUUCAAGGUUUGAUCAUCGAUGCGUUUGGAGAGCUGAGAGACCAACAGGAACAAGUCAAAGAAGACAUGGAGACUAAGUGUUUCAUCUGUGGCAUCGGUAAUGACUAUUUCGACACGACUCCUCACGGCUUUGAGACUCACACUUUACAAGAGCACAACCUCGCCAACUACCUGUUUUUCUUGAUGUACCUGAUCAACAAGGAUGAAACGGAGCACACGGGUCAGGAGUCGUACGUGUGGAAGAUGUAUCAGGAGAGAUGCUGGGAUUUCUUUCCCGCCGGCGACUGCUUCCGGAAGCAGUAUGAAGACCAGCUGGGCUAGAUCACACCAGGACCUGCGUUACCUCCAGAAACGGUGCCAAUUCAAUGGAGACUCUUUCUGUCUGGACGUUUGCUUUGGAUUCAAACGUUUGUUUUACUGUUUUUCGGUCAAAAAAAGCUCAACACGUUGCCUUCUUCGACCCCAAAACCAUUGCACAACGUUUUUCCAUCUUUUUUGAGAAACUCUGGGGUUUCCGGACAACGUCUCCACCCGUAUAUGCACAAGAAUCCUACUUCAGCGUUUGGAGAGCAUGAUGCCAAAAGCGCGUUGGACGUUCAUCCUCUGGUCCCCUUUCCUGCUUGCCGAGACGAGACGAUGAGAUGCCUAAUAAAACCUUCGUGAAGUGCCUUACCUCCAUUACAUCUGAGCUAUGCAAGAUGUGCGUUUCCUCCUGAUGUGGGUCAAAGGUCGGCGUGUGGAGGUUUGCGGGCUGCUGUUGUCAUGUUCCCGUCUCCUGAUUCAGAUGGAAAUGCUCUUGUUUGGCUGUUUGUAUGUUGUAGCUUUGCUGAAUUGUGCAUUUCUUUUGAAGGACAAAUAAAGAUAUUGAUGCAAUAAUC